AUGCCGCGAGCUCAUCCACGGCGCCGCCAGGCUGCCCCGUCGCCGUCGCACGUCGCCCUCCGACCCCCGAGCCCACGUCGUCGCCCGUCGUCGUCGGCCUCCGCUGCCCGCCCCCCGCCGUCGUCGCCGUCGCCCUCCGCCGCCCCCGAGCCGUCGCCCGUCACCGUCAACCUCGCCCUCCGCCCCCCGCCGCCCUCACCCUCCGCCCACGCCGCCCUCGUCGUCGCCCUCACCGCCCACGCCGUCGCCCCGACCGCCCCCGAUUUGAGCCGCCGCCGCCACGGCUCUGAGCAGAUGAGCACUUUUCAUCCAAGCCUGUGGGGUGAUUUCUUCCUUACUUACCAGCCCCCGUCUUCAGCGCAGCUACCUCAAAUGCAAGAAAGGGCAGGAGUGUUAAGGGAACAAGUAAGGACAAUGAUAAAAGAUUCGAAUGAAACACCACAAAUAUUAGAUCUUAUAAUGGCGCUAGAACGACUUGGUUUGCGUUACCAUUAUGAGAAUGAGAUCAACCAGGAACUCAAUGUUGUUCUCAACUCUGGUUACGAUGAUAAUAAUCUACACUUGGUUUCGCUCCGGUUUUAUCUUCUACGAAAAAAUGGAUAUGAGGUGCCAUCAGAUGUAUUCAAAAAAAUUCAAGACAAAAAAGAAGAUUUUGUUGAUGUUGAUACAAGAAGUUUGCUAAGCUUAUACAAUGCGGCACAUCUGAGGACCCAUGGUGAGGAAGUACUUGAUGCAGCUGUCACUUUCACAAAAAGACGUCUUCUGUUGUGUUCUGCCCUAGAUACACCUCUUGUUAGAAGGGUGGGAAUAUUAGAAACAAGAAGUUACAUAUCCAAGUAUGAAAAGGAGUCUAUACGAAAUGAAGCCAUAUUGAAACUUGCAAAAUUGAAUUUUAACCUGCUACAAAUUCGUUUCUGUGAGGAGUUAAAAGAUGUCACACUGUGGUGGAAGGAGCUCUACGGAAAAUCCAAUUUGAGUUUCGUUAGAGAUCGAAUAGUAGAAGUGUGUAUAUUCUGGAUGAAUGAGGCGUGCUACAAACCUCAUUAUUCUCAUUCGCGAAUUAUUCUCACGAAGAUAACAGCUUUCAUUACCAUAAUAGACGAUAUAUUUGACACAUAUGGUACUACCGAAGAGAGUAUGAAACUUCAAGAAGCAAUUAAAAGGUGGGAUGUAAGUGCAGUAGAUCUCCUUCCAGAAUACAUGAAGAAUUUCUACCUCUAUUUACUAGAGACAUUCUCUUCCUUCGAGGCCGAGUUAGGACAUGAAGAAAGGUACCGUGUGGUUUACCUGAAAGAAACGCUGAAGCAAUUAGUUCAAGCGUACGCCGAUGAACUAAAAUGGCGCGAUGAACAUUAUGUGCCAAGAACAAUGAGUGAACACCUUGAAGUUUCAUCUACAAGUAUCGGACCUUACCUGCUAGCGUGUGAUGCAUAUGUCGGAAUGGAUGAGAUAACAACAGAGGAGACUUUCAAGUGGGUUUUAGGAAAUCCACAACUAAUCAAGUGUUUGGGUAUAUUUGUCCGCCUGUCAAAUGAUAUAGUGUCAACCAAGCGUGAGCAAACAGGAGACCACUGUGGCUCUACGGUCCAAUGUUACAUGAAGGAGCAUGGGGCCACAAUGCAUGAUGCUUGCGAGCAGAUAAAAGAACUCGCUGAAGAUUCAUGGAAGGAUAUGUUAGAACACACUUUUGCUGCGACAAAUCAACCAAUUAUUGUGCGACACACAAUUCUUAACCUUGCUAAGACCGCGGCUAAUAUGUACAAACAUAACGAUGCAUACACUACUUCAGACACAAUCAAAGAUGCAAUAAGACUGAUCUUUGUGGACCAGAUAGAAUAA
Molecule: messenger RNA, 1839 nt
Organism: Hordeum vulgare subsp. vulgare (domesticated barley)
Lineage: Eukaryota; Viridiplantae; Streptophyta; Magnoliopsida; Poales; Poaceae
Product: (S)-beta-macrocarpene synthase-like
Exons: 10
Coding region: 1-1839 (612 amino acids)
Biological process (GO): diterpenoid biosynthetic process
Molecular function (GO): terpene synthase activity; magnesium ion binding
Source: RefSeq, a predicted model, not a curated record